AAAGUACCAGUUUUUACCGCUGAGAGCGCUGCCCGUUUCCGCCAUAGCCUUUUCCGAGCGGUGUGAAAAUCGGGCAAGAUGACCGAAGGAACUGUUUCAAUUCGGACUAGAAAGUUCAUGACCAACCGGCUACUAUGCCGGAAACAAAUGGUCGUGGAUGUCCUACAUCCUGGUCAACCUUCGGUCCGCAAGACAGAAAUUCGUGAGAAGCUUGCCAAGAUGUACAAAGUAACGCCAGACGUUGUUUUUGUAUUUGGAUUUCUUACAAAUUUUGGAGGUGGCAAAUCUACAGGGUUUGCGUUACUUUAUGAUACUUUGGACUAUGCUAAGAAAUUUGAACCCAAGUACCGAUUGGCUAGGCACGGUCUUCAUGAAAAACAGAAGCAAACUAGAAAACAACGUAAGGAACGUAAAAACAGAAUGAAGAAGGUCAGAGGUACUAAGAAGAGCAAAGUAGGAGCUGCGUCUAAAAAGUAAAAACAAACACAACAUGAAGACCACAAUUUGUACAUCGGCGUAAAAAUUAUUGUAAUGUAUUGUCAUGGAUUGGUGAUAUUUAUAAUAAAUUUUACGCACAA
Molecule: messenger RNA, 578 nt
Organism: Orussus abietinus
Lineage: Eukaryota; Metazoa; Arthropoda; Insecta; Hymenoptera; Orussidae
Gene: RpS24
Product: 40S ribosomal protein S24
Exons: 4
Coding region: 79-477 (132 amino acids)
Biological process (GO): translation
Cellular component (GO): ribosome
Molecular function (GO): structural constituent of ribosome
Source: RefSeq, a predicted model, not a curated record